AUGUCGGACCCUAUCUCCCCUCUCCCUUCAACCUGGGACACCUGCGAUUCGUGGGUCACCUCCUUGAAGGAUACUGUCUCCUCGGUGCCUCUUCUCACCGGGGCCUCCAACUAUCUCCCUUGGGCCGAGUCGCUCCAAAUCGCCUUGGCUGGGGUCCGUGGGUGUCUUUGUCUGCUAGACGAGACCCCUGCCGCCUAUCUUCCCUCCGCAUCUACUCCUAGUCCUUCCACCACAUCUCUUCCUGCAGCGAUCUGGAAGCACCUUGACACUGCUCUUGCUCUUGUCCUCGUGCGUUCCCUCCACCCCGACCUUGUUCCCUUAUUCCAGUCUCUCGUCCUCGCCAAUCCCUCUUGCGCCGCCCGGACCCUCUGGCUCAAGCUGGAGGCCGAUUACGGUGGUCGCUCGUCCUACGACCUGUGGCAGUCUGUCCAGGCUCUCAACUCUGAGCCCCAGGGCUCUACUCCCGUCACCGAGUUCAUGACGGCUCGCAAGAACAAGUUUGAGGCCAUCAAGGCUGCUGGGUACACUUUGGAUCGGCGGUUCCUGGACAAUCUUGUCGUCGGCCUUGGCCCUCAUCUCGGCCCUACUGUCCGCGGUCUCGACUUCUCGUCCCUCACCUAUGACUCCUUGUACGCUGCUGUUCGGGGGGUCGACGACAGUCACCGCCUGCAUGCCGCGCUGCCCUCCUCGUCUAUGGCCCUUGCGGCCGUUGUUACUCCGGCCCCCUCGCCUGUCCCGUCCCUCGCCUCGCCUGUCCCAUCUGCCGACUUCCCUUGCGACAUCUGCCGCAGUCCAACCCACUGGUCCCCUGCCUGCCCCGAGCGCCACGCUCCUGACGCUCGUGCCAGGCAAGAGGCUUCUUACCGGGCUCGGCACGCGCGGCGAGCCAAGAUCCCCGGGCAGAUUGUGAAGGUGAUCGAGUAUUCUCGCCUCCCGGCCCUUGGCUCUAUCGUCCCUCCUCCUGACAAAUGGACCUGA
This is a messenger RNA of Cryptococcus wingfieldii CBS 7118, 978 nucleotides long. RefSeq lists its product as hypothetical. The coding region runs from base 1 to 978 and encodes 325 amino acids. Lineage: Eukaryota; Fungi; Basidiomycota; Tremellomycetes; Tremellales; Cryptococcaceae. The record is from RefSeq and is a predicted model, not a curated record. The transcript has a single exon.